CUGAGAUUGAGGUUAGGUCACACGUGUUGUUUGUUUUGAUUAUUGCGUUUCACGCGCGUUGUGACUUUUGGGGGACUCAGGGAGAGAUGAGCCCCCAUGAGAAGUACGAAACGGUGAAGCUCGCCUUUGUACGAAGCCUGGAGAAGAGGGAGGAUCUCCGAUCGGUUAAAGAACUCUUCCGGAAAGAUGUCAGCCGACGAAGAUUGGAUUUUAUUGAAACUCCUGCACACUUGAUGUCAAUCCUGGAGGCUCAGAGUCUCAUUGCCGAGGACAUCACCGACGGCUUCCGGAUGAUAUCGAACUUAUUGGGCGAUCCUGGUCUCCAGCUGGUGGUGACGAAGUUCCAACAGGAAAUUUCCCAGUCAGCAGGGAAGAAAACUCCCGGAAUUAAUAUCUAUGCGGAGGAGAGAAGGAGUCAGGCAUCGCUGGGAGAAGUGGCCAGCAAGGGGAAGGAGAAGAAGGGAUUGUCGAUUCCCAGGGAGACGAAAGAGGAGAUCUUCCGGCUCGUGGCUGAGCAAAUCGGGAAGUAUUGGCUCACCUUCAGUCGAAAUCUGGGAUUUCGCCAAGCAGAGCUAGAUUCCGUCCAAGAGCAGCACAGGGAUCUCCCGACGCGCGUUUAUGUGAUCCUGGAGCGCCUGGAGGAGUCGCAGCCCGACGAGAUGUUCAACCUGAUCUGCAAAGCGCUGUCAGAGAGUCGCCGGAACGACUUGCAGGAGCGCGUGAGGGGAAUUCUGCUGAAAAAGUCUCGUCCUGUUUAAUAAACUGAGUUUUUAAUUCAAGUAAA
This is a messenger RNA of Phlebotomus argentipes, 784 nucleotides long. It is a transcript of the gene Fadd, whose product is annotated as fas-associated death domain protein. The record is from RefSeq and is a predicted model, not a curated record. Gene Ontology annotation, molecular function: protein binding. Bases 87 to 758 code for a protein of 223 amino acids. Gene Ontology annotation, biological process: signal transduction. The transcript has a single exon. NCBI's taxonomy places the organism in Eukaryota, Metazoa, Arthropoda, Insecta, Diptera, Psychodidae.